Ogataea polymorpha is the source of this 847-nucleotide messenger RNA. RefSeq lists its product as uncharacterized. Bases 19 to 633 code for a protein of 204 amino acids. The record is from RefSeq and is a predicted model, not a curated record. NCBI's taxonomy places the organism in Eukaryota, Fungi, Ascomycota, Pichiomycetes, Pichiales, Pichiaceae. The transcript has a single exon. Gene Ontology annotation, biological process: cellular response to oxidative stress; cell redox homeostasis. Gene Ontology annotation, cellular component: cytoplasm. Gene Ontology annotation, molecular function: thioredoxin peroxidase activity.
CGCGUAAAUAAAUUUGUGAUGGUGCGUAGAUCUGCCAGAUUGAGAGAGCAGGAUGUCCAAGAGGCUAGUCCAGAGCCCAAAAAACAAAAGAGAGAGGUGAAAACCCCGGCUGCAGGCAAAUUGACUGAGGAGAAGAAGUCAGUGGAAAAAAAGGAGUCUACCAAAGUGGAGCCAAAGAAAACGCUACAAGAAGGGGACGUGCUUCCUGACGAUCUGGAACUGGAGAACCAAGACGGCGAGAAAGUUGCCGUUGCACAGUACGCGAAGGACGCUAAGAUUUUGGUCGUGUUCUUGUAUCCAAGAGCCUCGACUCCAGGAUGUACGCGUCAAGCCGUCGGUUUCAGAGACAAAGCCGAGGAAUUGACUAAAUUGGGCGUCACUGUAGUGGGGCUUAGCUCAGAUUCGCCUAAAGCACAGACUAAUUUUAAAUCCAAGCAACAACUGCCCUACGAAUUGUGGUCUGACCCCUCAAAACAGCUGAUCGGGCUGCUUGGCGCUAAAAAACACCCUAGCGGCAUCGUCAGGUCAGACUUUAUUUUCAAGGAUGGAAUUCUGAGGGUCAAACGAGUCGGUGUGUCGCCAGAGAAGAGCUUCAAUGGUGUGAUCGAGCUAGUCAAGGGCCUCGGUGAGUGAGUUUUAUCUUUGCGUCUUGCAGAAUGUUCGGUUCCUGCGCGGAAAAUACCGAAGUUUUCACUAUGCAAAGUGCGCGGAUUGCCGACGAUGGCAAUAAUUAGAGAUCGCAGCUUGCAUAUUGUUGCAAUUCCAGCCUGAUACAUCAUGUGAACAUCUCGGACAUGCGUUUCAAUACGAAUAUAAAUGGACAGAGAAUAAUCAGUAUUAGCCGGCC